GCAUCUUGCACCAGGACGCCUCUCACAGGCGCUCCCCUCACAUUCACUCGGAAUGUAGUUCCUCAACUCAUCCGCCGUCCUCGAUGGACCGCCUUGCUCAAUGCGCCUGGACUUUCCCGCCUGUCAAGCAGCGUUGCGAAACCCAAUGCCCCCUCUAAGCUCAGACUCCGCGAGUACAUCAACGUUUUCCACGCCGGCAGUCCCGCAAUCUCCACGAUCGGUCUGAUCCGCAUUACCGGAAUCAUAAUCGCUGCAGUCGGCUGCAUUCCCUACCCAGUCAUGUUCUACAUGUCGCCCGACCAUUCCAACUGGUGGAUUCCCGCCCUCAUCCUCGCCUCUCCAAUACCACUCCUCGUCAUGCUCUUCACCACCGGACCGUUCAUACACUCGAUCCAAGUCAAGCUGCCCGCCUCAGCCCGAACGUCGAAGGAAGCAUUGAAAGCGUUCGCUGAACGUCCGAAUGCGGAUACGAUUCUACGAUUCCAUUACAUGAAGCUCUGGCCGUGGCCCACGAGUAAAGAGAUCCCCUUCGGGCGUCUGAGGAGAAUCAAGCCGAGUCUGAAAGCGGGGUGGGCGAAUUUGGAGUGGGUGAGCGAGAAUGCAGCUGAGCAUAGCAAAUACCAAGACAAGUUGUGGUAUGAGAUGGCGCAGGGGGCCUUCCAGAGAAAGUACUAUGUCAAUCGUGAUCAGAAGACGGAUCGCGGGGCGGUGCCGGGGGUGUGGAAUGAGAUGUGGAAGCAGAUUCCGAUGAAGGGGUCGAGGGAGGACCCUAUGGUGGCUGCGAGGUCAAGGAGACCGGUCACGCUGAGUGGGAGACCGGGGAAGAAGCUGUGAGAGGCAUGAUGCCGGUCGGUGCAGAAGCGUAUGCUCUUUGGGUAGAUUCAAGCUAUCAAAGAUGCUAUGUUUGUCCCAACCGCAGGCCAUCGGCCGAUUUCAUUCCUCAGCUGGCUCAGUCUUGAUCACGCCGCCACGUGCGAACCCCGACACGACAUCCUCCUCGAUAUGCUCGUGCUUCACAAGAUCAGAAAACGCACCUGCUUCGACAGUCGUCUGGAACCACCGAUCAAGUAUCUCCUCCACUCCAAAUCGCGUCUUCUCUUG
Molecule: messenger RNA, 1101 nt
Organism: Zymoseptoria tritici IPO323
Lineage: Eukaryota; Fungi; Ascomycota; Dothideomycetes; Mycosphaerellales; Mycosphaerellaceae
Exons: 2
Coding region: 280-834 (184 amino acids)
Source: RefSeq, a predicted model, not a curated record